Morus notabilis is the source of this 982-nucleotide messenger RNA. RefSeq lists its product as uncharacterized. Bases 29 to 499 code for a protein of 156 amino acids. The record is from RefSeq and is a predicted model, not a curated record. NCBI's taxonomy places the organism in Eukaryota, Viridiplantae, Streptophyta, Magnoliopsida, Rosales, Moraceae. The transcript is spliced from 4 exons.
CUCUGGGCACAAAUUGGCAAGUGAGAGAAUGUGGACAGAGAAGCUCCUCCGUUGCCAAUCACCACCAAUCCCAUCACCAAUCCUCCACUGUCAUUCUCAUCCCAUCUCCAAACACCGAAGCCUGCAGCCACCAAGAACGAGAACUAGCACAACACCCUCAUUAACGACAUGUCGUAGGAGGUUGUGGACCAUAUCAGCAUCAUCUCUUUCUCAGCCACAACCACUCGACUUAACAGAAGACAACAUCAGACUAGUCCUCGCAGACGCUCGACUCGAGCUUUCCCAGCUCUUUGACGACUCAGUUGGCAUUACAGGACAAGUUCAACUUGCUGAAUUAGAUGGACCCUUUGUGAAGAUUAGUUUGAAAGGUCGGUUUUGGCACAAACGUAGCACAGUUCUUGCCAGACUGGGCAAUUAUCUCAAGCAGAGGAUCCCUGAAAUAUUAGAGGUAGAUAUAGAAGAUGAGAAGCAAUUGGAUGAUAGUCCCGCAAACUUCUAAUCGCUUGUGUUGAUAUGAGGUACCAAGAGGCGCCAGAGUCAGCAGCUGUAAUAUCGCAUGCAUUGCAUUUGCAAGUAACCUAGCUCGGAAGAAUGCCACCGGCGGCGCGGUGGCAUAGCAGAAAGGUCUUGAUCACUCUGUGGCUCUCUCUCAUCCGCCAGAUGUCUAUUCUUUGUGUAUGUAUUUAGUUCUAUAAAAUAGUGAGGUCUUUGACGUGCACGAACCUUCAAGAAUUGUUGACGAGAGCGUGGACUGAUCCUUUUUCCGUUCUACUUAUGGUCCCAGUAAAUUCUUAAAAGUGGCGUUGGAUGGAGGUGUGCAGACACUCCCAAUCCCUUCUAUAGUAGGAAACCUAGCUAGUAAAUAGGAAGAACUAGACUAAAUAACGAGGACUGUGUAUCAGUUGAAAAACUACUAGAUUCUCUCUGAGGUUGUCCUUGUGCUGCUGUGCAAUAGUCACUAAGGGCCCGUUUAGUUCGCUGA